Messenger RNA from Limulus polyphemus (Atlantic horseshoe crab), 2188 nucleotides. RefSeq names its product beta-1,3-galactosyltransferase brn-like. Gene Ontology annotation, cellular component: membrane. Lineage: Eukaryota; Metazoa; Arthropoda; Merostomata; Xiphosura; Limulidae. The transcript has 2 exons. The coding region runs from base 425 to 1660 and encodes 411 amino acids. The record is from RefSeq and is a predicted model, not a curated record. Gene Ontology annotation, molecular function: hexosyltransferase activity; UDP-glycosyltransferase activity.
AUCUAGAGGAAAUAAAGAAUGUGGUGUAACCAGCAUCUCUUAGACUUUUCUGUGGUAGUAUAAUAAUGCUACCAACGGAUGGUAGUAGUUGUUUUAAUCGUAGGUAUGAUUGGUUUUCAGAUAAUACAAUUAUAAAGCGUUCUCAAAUAUUACCUGAUAUUUAUUACUCCCAGGCAUUACAUUUUGUCAUCGGUUUUGGUUGACAGAAUCACCACGUUAUUCCUAACUCAUAAUUUAAGUUAGGCUUAGUCAAAUCGUGCUGUGAACAGCUUCAAAGAAACGGAACUUCCACAUACUGUGACAUAGUAAUUUUUGUGGACAACUCGAUGUGUCAAGCCACAGCAUUCUGGUCCACUGGAACUAGUUUAAUUACUUCAGGUGAAGCUUUGGUGUAGAAACAACUACUUGUAUUAUCUGCUAAAACAUGCACUGCCCAAGGAUGUGUGGAUUGGAUAUUUGGUUUUCAAAACUGAAGGUCAAGUAUAUCUUAGGAAUCUUAAUUCUGAUUGGAAUUUGUGACAUAUUUGGUGUUUUCAUUCACCUCUUCGAGAUAGAUUACCACACCAAAUUUACUUAUCCUCUUGAUAUUAAUAUGGAAGAAGUACUUUGGGAGAUAAAAGAAGGAAAAGUGCCAUCCAUAAAGCCAAUUAAUGUACAUAGCUACAGAUUUAAGAUUAAAAAUGAAGCAAAAUGUAAAGCUAUGGAUAAAAACAACAAUACAAAUGUAGUUCUUCUUUAUGUAAUCAAAUCAGCAAUAAAUAAUCAAAAACGGAGAAAAGCUAUUCGCAACAGUUGGGGUUGGGAACAAAGAUUUUCUGAUGUAACUAUUCGCCGGAUUUUUUUGCUUGGCACGAGUGAGACAAACCCUAUCUUACAGGAUGACAUUGACAAAGAGCAUGAAAAAUAUCAAGACUUGGUUCAGGCUGACUUUGUUGACACUUACUACAAUAAUACUAUAAAAACAAUGAUGGGAUUUAAAUGGGUUGUGAACUAUUGCCCCAAAGCUCAAUUUAUUAUGUUUGCUGAUGAUGAUAUGUAUAUUUCAACCAAAAACCUUCUUAAGUUUGUAAGAAAUCCACUCAACAUUCAAUUAGGAUAUAGAAGACUAUUAUAUUUGUCCCAUGAUGAUGAUAGGAAACUUCAGAAAUCCAAUCAUAAAAGCUUUAAGAUUGAAACAACACUAAGUAAUACUGUUCUAAAUACUAUGCAAGUCAGAAACUCGGAAGAAAUACCACUUCAAAGAAGAAAACUUUUGCAAGAUAUUCAUGAAACUUUCGGAGAUAGUCUGUAUGCUGGCUAUGUAUUCGAUACAUCACCAAUGAGGCAUAAACCUAGUAAAUGGUAUGUAACUCUGAAGGAAUAUCCAUUUUCUAGGUACCCUCCAUAUAUCACAGCUGGAGCUUAUGUGUUAUCUUUUCCAGCACUAUACGACAUGUACUAUACAAGUCUUUACACCAAACAUUUCAGGUUUGAUGAUGUAUUUCUUGGUAUUGUGGCCAAAAAAUGUGGAAUAUCACCAUUCCAUAAUGAAAAUUUUUAUUUCUGGAAAAAACCCUAUGAUAAGCUUGGAUAUGCUGAUGUGAUAGCUUCUCAUGGUUAUGAUAACCCAACAGAACUUCAAAAAGUGUGGGAAGAACAAAGAAGCCUAGGAAAUGCAUGAAAAACUUUAUAUACAUGUAUUUCUCAAACUUUUUAAAACUUAAUAUGUAAAUAUUUAGUUAUAAAAUAGUGUAUAUAUAUUAAUUUGUAAUUACUGCGAAUGGAUAGUUUCUCAAAUUCAUCUUGAAAAAUUUUGUACAAUAGUGCACAGUUAGUCAAAAUGUUUGGACUGGUCACAUUUUCUGAAAACUCCUAGUAUUUGGUUGAAGUCUUAUGGGCACUUUUUUUUUUAUUAAUGAAUGUAAGUGGCUAUUAUUCUCACAGAAUUAAUAUGUUUAAAAUCUUCAAAGUAUCUGUGUAAAAGUUCCAGUCAUUCUAUCUUGAAAUUAGAAUUAAAUACAGAAGUUCAACAGAUAGCUAAGUUAAUCUGUGGGUUAUAUAAAAGUACCUCACCUUAAAAUUGUAAUAGCAGAGUAAAUUAAUUUGGAGGUUUUAAGUGUUCUUAGAGACAGUAAAUAUGUUACAAAAAUGUAACUUUAGAUAAAUGUUAUUAAAAAUGACCCAGAUCAGAAAUUUAAAAAAAUCUCAA